GAGACGGGAGAAGGAUUUGUGACAUGUCAGACUUUGGCGAGAGCUGCGCUCUGAUCAUAGAGGGGUGGUGUAUUUGGUGAGAUAAUGUUCGGGUGCCUGGUUGCGGGUCGAUUGGUGCAGACAGAUGCACAACAAGUUGCAGAGGGGAAAUUUGUAUUUAACCUUCCCGAUUAUGAGAAUGUCAAUCACGUGGUGGUCUUUAUGCUGGGGACAACACCAUUCCCUGUAGGAACAGGAGGAUCUGUGUAUUUUUCAUAUCCCGACAAGGAUGGAAUGCCAGUUUGGCAGUUGCUAGGAUUCAUAAGUAAUGAAAAGCCUAGUGCAAUUUUCAAAAUAUCACGGUUAAAGACAGAGGAAGUUGGACAGCAUCCUUUUGGAAUGAUGAAUAUCACACAAACUCAAUCUGUUGCUCAAAUAGGGAUUUCUGUGGAACCUGUGGAAUUAUUGAAACAGCAGACCCCAGUAGCAAGUGCAGCUGUAUCAACAGUCGAUUCAUUUACACAGUUUACACAGAAGAUGCUAGACAACUUCUAUAAUUUUUCAACCUCAUUUGCACUGACCCAGGCUCAGAUGAUCCCAAAUCCCUCUGAGAUGUUUAUCCCAGCAAGCAUUGUCUUGAAAUGGUAUGAGAAUUUUCACCGAAGAUUGUCCCAAAAUCCAAAUUUUUGGAAAUCGUAAACAAUAAUCACCAGAAGAUAAUGUUACAGCCAACAGUGUUGAAUUUGUGUAAACUGAUUUUUGCAAUCCUUUGCAAGGUGUUUUGAAUACAUGCUGCUUUUCAUAGUAAUCAUGCUGGUUUGAAAAUUAUUUUGGAACAUUUUGCUUGUGAUACCUGCCACACUGUUGUUUAUAAUGGAUAUUAACAACCUCACUAAUCAUGUCUGAAUUGACAUUUGCAUUCUCAAAAUGGAUUCUAAAUUGGAAUUGAAAGAAUAUGUAGAAUUGUAUAAUAUUGUGAACAUUCAUUAUAAUAUGCCACAAGUGGGUUGGCAGUCAUAUCGGGAGAAAUCUCUCAUAGGGAAUUCUGCUCAAGCUAAAUCUUUAUGCAGCUAUACACUCAUUUUGUACUCCCUGUCGUAUCUAAGAUGUUCCUUUUAUUCUCACUUGCAUCUUUUUAUACCAUCAGUGCCAGUGGUUAAAUUUACUUUAUAAAGAGAGGCCUUUGUUUUUUUAACAAAUACUGCUUUAUGUUAACUUAAGUUUUAUAUUGGCUACUUAGAUCCCGUUAAUAAUAUACAUAACCCUGUCUUGUUAUUAGAUCUGACUGCAGUUCCAGAAGACUGUAAAUGGAAAAAUUGGGCUGCAGACAUUUCUACUGCUUAAAAUGUGUGCAGGAAACAUGUAUAUUGUCUAUGCAUCUUAGCCAACAUUUUUGUUCGUAAUUUAAGCAUCACAGAUAAUUGCUUCAUCACAUUGCUUUGAGUCAGGACUACAGAGCAACAUACUGAGGACAUUGGAAAUUUCUGGAGCAAGAAAUGGAAUUAACCUUACAGGUCAAUGACAUUUAUAAAGUAAGAUUUUCUCUCCAUAGAUGACGUGUGACUUGUGUAGUUUCAUAUUGAUAAACUGCCCAAAAUAGAAUGUGAAUGUAAAUAUAUGACUAGUAAAUUGUGUCUUUGACAUGUCAUAAAUUUCGUAUACGUAGAAGUUGUUUUGCAGUGGCCCAGGAUAUUUUAUUGAGCAAUGAGUCUUUAAGCAGAAAGGAAUAGGCAGAUGAGCAAUAACAUAGAAAAUACCUAGCUCAGAUAUCAUUGCAUAUACCUGGAGCUUCCUGCAGGGUUAAAUGCUGAGGAAUGGGAAAGAAAUGCCACAAUGCAAAAGAAAUGAGAGAAAAGCUAAGUAUUUAGAAUGCAUUACUGAAAUUGAAAAUGGAUAAAUUGUAAGGGAAAGAGUCAUGCAGGUGGUGCAACGUAGCUUUAACUGAACACUUGGAAAGAAAUGUUUAUACAGUCCAUUUUUAAAAAAAUCACUGCUUAAUGUGGAUUUCAAAUAGUGUCAACUAAUUUCUCAUUCAAAAUUAGAAGCUUAAUGCCGCCGGAAGGGACUGGAGAUGUUAUUUACUUCAGCCUUCGCACAAGUUGAAAAGCUUCCAAAACUCUUCCGCCUUUUGGCAGAAUAUAAAGAGAAUCUUUUGCAACUGAUCUGUAUAUGGAGAGUUUGCAUAGAGUAUUAUAUCCAAACAAACUGAAAAUCAGUAACAUGAUUCAAAAAGUUAUUAGCAUGUAAAUAAUUUUCUCCUUUUUAACUUCACAAUUCAAUAGAGGUACAUCGACACGGAAGUUUUUGAAAGUGCAUGAUAGAAGUAAGUUUUUCAAGAAAGAAUAGCAAUAUUAAUUUACCUUCUGAGAUUUGGCCCUAGUGAUAGACACUUGCACUGUUCCAGAAGCGCAAUUCUCCAGUUAUUAUCAAUUUGAAUUUUACUUUUAAAUGUUAAAUUGAGACCAUUGAUGUUGGGUUACACUAAUAGUUGCAGCAGUGCAAUCACAAAUCAUCUGUAGCACUUCAAUGAUUAAUCAUACCUAGUCUGCGUUCCUUCCUAGAGAUUGAAUCUCCUAGAAAGUAUUACAACAUUUAACUCUUAUAAUGAAAGAUUGAUGGCCAACACUAUAUUAGUAGUGCAGUCAAAUUCCUGAGCAAAUUCUCUAAUAAUAGACAUUGGUGUAGAAUAUAAGGCCAGAAGACACAGGAGUGGAAGUAAGGCCAUUUGGCCCAUCAAGUCCACUCCACUAUUUAAAUCUUGGCUGGGCAUUUCAACUCCACUUCCCUGCACUCUCCCCAUACCCCUUGAUUCCUUCUGAGUUCAAGAAUUUGUCGAUCUCUGCCUUGAAGGCAUAUACACAGAUAAAAAUUGAAAGAACAGCAGAUGCUGUAAAUCAGGAACAAAAACAGAAGUUGCUGGAAAGGCUCAGCAGGUCUAGCAGUAAAAAGUCACCUGAUCUGAAAUGCUAACUCUGGAUUUUCUUCACAAAUGCUGCCAGAUGUGCUGAGCUUUUCCAGCAACUUCCGUUUCUGUUCCUGAUUUACAGCAUCUGCAGUUCUUUUGGUUUUUAUUUAGUAUCUAAUUCACUGCUACAUCUCUUCUAGGCAUGCCCUCCUUGAAGAAGUUAAACUCUCUUCUGGGAUUUCUGUUCCAAUCUUUUGUUUUCUCUUGUCCACCAGGUUCUGAGGAAGGGUCACUGGACCUAAAACGUUAUCUCUGAUUUUUCUUCACAGGUGCUGUCAGACUUGCUGAGCUUUUCCAGCAACUUCUGUUUUGAUACAGGGUUAUAUGUCUGUUUCAGUAUCUAGUAAACACUACUCCGCCAGGUUAUAUUGUCUUAUUUUAGGAAUGCAGACUUUUUUCAUCCUACUUGUUCAGUAUAAGUUUGAAUUUUUAAUGAAUUUUGCAGAUGUUUAUGUAAUAUGUACAGCCAUUAGCAACUCAGGUGAGGAUCCCAAAAUCAUCUGUAAGAGAAAGGAUAAUAAGUCCAUUAACGUGAGUAGGGUAGAAACUCUGGUUAUGAACUGAAAAGGACAAUAGGUAGCAAUCCCUAAUGUUCCAAAGUUCAUUGCAUGAAAAUGGCAUUAAACCAUAAUGCUUAUUACCUAACAAGUGCAGACACACUGGCUGCCUCCUAUGGUAUAACCUAUCUGUGAUUCUGUGAAAGCAGUUCUUUUGUAAUUGUCAUAAUUAUAUAAAUGUGGUUAACAAAUGGUAUGUAAAGGACAGAUAAGUUCAAACCAAGAGGAUAGCUGCACAAAAGCUGUCUCUUUUGUUUAUGUGCCAUAAUCAUUUUUUUAAAAAAAACUUUGACAGGGUCUUGUCUGUCAAAUCUGCUGAAAGCAUGCAAUUUCAUUUUUGUCCUGUGAUUAAAGCACAUUGCUUACGUAGUUUAUAGCCCGAGUCACUCAAAAAUGGAUUAGUCUUCGGUGAAUAAUAGCCUAAUUUUAAAUUUGGUGACACUACUCAACCUAGAAUGUGAAGAUUGACUAGUGUCACUAAAUUGACUUACAGUGAAUGCAUUGAAAUGAGAAUUUCUGCUGUGAAAAAUUGAGAAAAAAUUGAUUUAUGGCACCAUGUCCUACCAGGAGGCCUCUUGUCUGAAUAGGUAGGAAACCUUGACUACAGUCAUUCUUAAUCUUACUGCUGAUAAGUAGACCAAAGGAAGCAAGAGUAAUAUGUUUUUCUUAUCAAUUUACUUAAGUUAAAAUGUUGCUCACAAGUACUGAGCAAUGUAAUAAAAUAUAUGAAACUA
Molecule: messenger RNA, 4235 nt
Organism: Stegostoma tigrinum
Lineage: Eukaryota; Metazoa; Chordata; Chondrichthyes; Orectolobiformes; Stegostomatidae
Gene: hikeshi
Product: heat shock protein nuclear import factor hikeshi
Exons: 5
Coding region: 85-678 (197 amino acids)
Biological process (GO): protein import into nucleus
Cellular component (GO): cytosol; nucleus
Molecular function (GO): Hsp70 protein binding; nuclear import signal receptor activity
Source: RefSeq, a predicted model, not a curated record